Desarmillaria tabescens is the source of this 2031-nucleotide messenger RNA. RefSeq lists its product as uncharacterized. The transcript is spliced from 3 exons. Bases 156 to 1871 code for a protein of 571 amino acids. Lineage: Eukaryota; Fungi; Basidiomycota; Agaricomycetes; Agaricales; Physalacriaceae. The record is from RefSeq and is a predicted model, not a curated record.
UGUUAGUAUGUAUCUGUUAUCUUUCGGCGUCUAUCUUCAGGAUCUAUUUUUUUGGCAGUGCUGGCGACACGUUUCAGCGCUAGUCUGCAUUCAUUCCUUCUUGCCACACGGCACGACUAAGACUGCUUGGUGUGACGACGGAUCGGCGGUACAGUAUGGACGUAGGAAGGGGGUCUGAUAAUCUUUCGGAGGAAGACAGGGACAAUUACGGGGGCGAAAUGGACUUUCUAAUGGAUGAGGUGAGCGAGUAUGAUCCUCCUGAGAUCACACUCUCUGCCCUCGCUGAGACUGGUCGGGACGAACCGAACAUUCCUGUGUUGAGGCAACGGUCAUACACUGGUACAAGGGUCAUACCGUCUGCUCUGGCUGACACUCCCUGUGCCAAUCUUGGUGUACACGGAGUUUUCGAGAAGCUGAACACAACACUUGGCACUUUUUACAUUCUAUCCCCCCUGAUGUCCUCAGUUCUCGAAUCCUACAUCAGACGAAACUCUGAUUUCGGCACCGUCUACGCUCAUUUGCGCUCCUACUGGUUUGACUUCGCCACCAUCGAACAGAGAAGAUGCAAGGACGAGGAGAAUGACCGGGAAAUGCGGAGAAAGGCGAUCGUCCAUAACAGGAUCACCAAGCGCGACAUGCCCCCUCGACGCGUCUGGGAUCUGUACGCUAAUCGGGUAGUCCCAUACUGGGUAACACCGCUCACAGACUGGUGUGCGAUAUCGCAUGCAUGGGUGUCUGAGGAGGAGCGUAUGGAUGUGAUGACGCCCAUCAACGGAUACGAGUGGCCCGUCCCCAUGCCAAACGAUGCGAACCUUGAUCUCAUCCGCAUCGAGAUGUUGAACCUCGGAGCAGGGUAUGUGUGGUUAGACGUUCUGUGUUUGCGGCAGGAGUAUGCGAUUAGGGAGGAGGAUCAGCUCAAGGAGGCUCUCCGCAAGGAGGAAUGGAAAUUGGACGUCCCCACGAUCGGAUACGUGUAUGACACCACGCAGACAGUGGUAUGCUACUUGAGCGGACUGGGUCGGCCGCUGAGUUUCAAACCGGGUGACUUCGAAAGUGACCGAUGUUGGUUCAAUCGAGCGUGGACGCUCCAGGAGAUCCCAAAAGGCUACCAUCUAGUUAUUGGUGGGGAGACGGGCGAUGACAAGUUCAUCAAUGAGGAAAUGCUAAUGAGGGUCCAUGGACAACUUGAAUUGUUUUACAGGAUGCGUUGUAUGGUCUCGACGUUGUGCUUCCUAGUGCAGAUGCGGAAGCGGGUGUCAACGAAGCCGCUAGACAAAGUCGCAGGUUUGGUAUAUGUUUUCAACACGGAGUCCAUCCCGAUAUACAACGGUGCUCAGUCGGAAGAGGAUGCCUGGACUGCCCUCGUGGACGUCAUGGCGCCUCCGCUACGGGCAGAUUUGUUCUUCUACUACCCAGAGCCUGGGAAUGGGAAUGUGUUUUGGCGACCAUCAUGGGAGCAGGUGAUGGCUCGCACGCUUCCGUGGAAUGAAGGGUUGCAUGAUAUUGGGGAUGUUGGUCGGACAGAAUCAGACUGGUAUGAGGGAGUGUUUAUUGAUUCGAUCUAUAUAUGUGGAUUGGCUGACCCGUCUAAGAGCCCUCGGGAGGGGAAGUUGAUUAAGGAUUGCACGAGAGGAUUCUGUGCUUGCACGAUCGUCGCUGAGCACGCGUACCCGAUACCAAACGGCCGGUAUACGCUCAUAGGCCCCAGUCGAUCUCGCACUGGAUCGGGUGUUAUCUGGGUAGUCGGGCGGCUAAGGCAGACUGAUGGGAAGUUUGAGAAAGUAUCAGUGAUCGGUCUGGCGGGUGGUGAAGACGCGGAGAAGUUGCGGGAACUCCAUGUUGAAAGAUGUGUUAAAACAGACCUCUGUUGAUUUCAUCGUGUUGUGGAAGGUCCCCCAGAAAACUGCAUUAGGUGCAGUACAUCUAUACUAUCUAGUUGUUUGACCGUGACACCCACUCUUUGUAUCCAAGAACCGUUUCAGUGUUACGUGAUCUCAUAGUAUUUGAAUCCUAUGCUGACCAGUGUCUACG